This is a messenger RNA of Cydia fagiglandana, 3150 nucleotides long. RefSeq names its product homeodomain-interacting protein kinase 2 (gene Hipk). The transcript has 23 exons. The annotation marks the transcript as partial. The record is from RefSeq and is a predicted model, not a curated record. Gene Ontology annotation, molecular function: ATP binding; protein tyrosine kinase activity; protein serine/threonine kinase activity. Lineage: Eukaryota; Metazoa; Arthropoda; Insecta; Lepidoptera; Tortricidae. Gene Ontology annotation, biological process: peptidyl-threonine phosphorylation; peptidyl-serine phosphorylation. Gene Ontology annotation, cellular component: nucleus; cytoplasm.
UAUCGCAAUCAGCCAGCCAGCCAGCCCUCGUACCAGCCGGCCGUGUCGCCGGCCCGCCACCAGCCUAAGAAGCGCCGCGCGCUGAGCCCCGUCUCGCGACACGCGGGUCCCGAUAACACUGGCUACAAGAGCAAGUGUUGGUCAGGCGUAGGGCCGGUCUGCUGCGCCGCGCCCGCCGCGCCGAGUCGCGCGUGCGAUGCUGAGCGGUCCCCCCCGCCCGCGCUGCCGCCCGCUCCGCCCGUGCUCUGCGCACGACCGUGCUGUCGCGACGCGCCUGUCGUCGACACCAGCGACCAGCGUCGCGCCCCGCCGGCCGCCGGCGCGGCCGCUCGCCACAAGACGGCGCCACAGGCAACGACGACGGCCCACAGCAAGACAGCGGCGGGCGGGGCCAACCACCCGCCCCAGCCGCAAGGUAACAAACGCUCUGGCUGUGGCGGCGAUGGCGACUACCAGCUGGUGCAGCACGAGGUGCUCUACUCCUCGUCCAAUAGGUACGAGGUGUUGGAGUUCCUCGGGCGUGGCACCUUCGGGCAGGUGGUGAAGUGCUGGAAGAAGGGCACCAACGAGAUAGUCGCCAUCAAGAUCCUCAAGAACCACCCCAGCUAUGCUCGCCAAGGACAGAUUGAGGUGUCGAUCCUCUCCCGGCUCUCGCAAGAGUCCGCGGACGAGUUCAACUUCGUCCGCGCGUACGAGUGCUUCCAGCACCGCUCGCACACGUGCCUCGUGUUCGAGAUGCUGGAGCAGAACCUGUACGACUUCCUCAAGCAGAACAAGUUCAGCCCGCUGCCGCUCAAGUACAUCCGGCCCAUCCUGCAGCAGGUGCUCACCGCGCUUCUCAAACUAAAGCAACUAGGGUUGAUCCACGCGGACCUCAAGCCGGAGAACAUCAUGCUGGUGGAGCCGGCGCGGCAGCCCUACAGGGUCAAGGUCAUCGACUUUGGCAGCGCCUCGCACGUCAGCAAGGCCGUCUGCAAUACCUACCUGCAGAGUCGAUACUACAGAGCUCCCGAGAUCAUCCUGGGCCUAGCGUUUUGCGAGGCGAUCGACAUGUGGUCGCUCGGGUGCGUGGUGGCGGAGCUGUUCCUCGGCUGGCCGCUGUACCCUGGCUCCUCGGAGUACGACCAGAUCCGCUACAUCUCGCAGACGCAGGGCCUGCCAACCGAGCACAUGCUCAACAGUGCGUCAAAGACGGCCAAGUUCUUCUACCGCGACGUGGACAGCACGUACCCGUUUUGGCGGCUGAAGACGCCCGAGGAGCACGAGCUGGAGACCGGCAUCAAGAGCAAGGAGGCCAGGAAGUAUAUCUUCAACUGCCUCGACGACAUCGGACAGGUUAAUGUACCAACGGAUCUAGAAGGCGGCCAACUCUUGGCUGAGAAGGCGGACAGAAGGGAAUUCAUAGAUUUACUCAAGAGAAUGCUCACUAUGGAUCAGGAACGAAGGAUAACCCCGGGCGAGGCGUUGAACCACGCCUUCGUGACACUCGCACACCUUGUGGACUACGCGCACUGCAACAACGUCAAGGCUUCCGUGCAAAUGAUGGAGGUGUGCCGGCGGUCCGGCAGCGGCGUGGGCGGCGUGGGGGUGGGCGGGGAGUACGUGGGCGGCGUGGUGGCGCCCGCCGCGCCGUCCGCGCACCACCUGGCGCUCACCAUCAACCAGCAGCGCCUGCCGCCGCAGCCCUACGACAACCUGUACCAACUAUAUCAAGGCGGCCGCGUGGCGGUGGGCGGUGCGCGACAAUACGCGACGAGGGCCGCGGAACCCUUCCCGCACCAGUUUGUGUCCUCCAUCCUGUGCCCACCCGCGUAUCAGGUGCAACAGCUAGCAGCAGCGGCAGCAGCGGCGGCGGCGGCGCACCACCAGCACGGCGUGGGCGUGGGAGGAGUGGGCGUGGGCGGCGUGGGCGUGGGCGUGGGCGACGUGGGCGUGGGCGAGUGGCGCGCGCCGCUCAUCGUGGAGCCCGCGCCGCUGCCCGAGCCCGACGUGUGGGACUUCCACCCCCACCACCUGCACCACCACCCGCACAAGAGAUCGACAAAGCAGCAGACGAGCGCGGUGGCCCACUACCAGCCGCAUCACCAAACACACCAAUACAGUAUGGCGAGCAGUGGGGGCAAGAAGGAGCCGACUCAGCUGUCGCCGGUGAAGAAGCGGGUGAAGGAAGGCACGCCGCCGUCGCGGCACAACAGGCAUACGCACGAACAGAAUGCAAGCAACAUCGGCGGCGGGCGCGCGUCGUGGGGCUCGGGCGGCGCGGCGGCGGGCGGGGCGGGCGCGGCGCACACCAUCACCAUCCGCGACACGCCGUCGCCCGCCGUGUCCGUCAUCACCAUCUCCGACUCCGACGACGACGAGCCCGCCGCCGCCGCCGCCGCCACCGCCCGCCCCGCGCCCCACAACAGAGCGGGCGGCAGCGGGCAAUGUCCCCCGGCGGCGGCCGCGGCGGCGCCCGGCGUGAUCUGCAGCGCGCGCUCGCCGCGGGACGAUCCUCACGUCAAACCCGAGCCGCAGCCCUGCCACCACCAUCACACGCAACCGUCAGCCCCGGCGGCUGCGCCGGCGGCGCGCGCGCAGGCCACGCCGCAGAGCCAGAAGAAGCGGCUGCUGGCGCUCGCGCAGCAGGAGGCGCACAAGCACGACCCGCCGCCGCCCGACCACCACCAUUACCAACAGAGUGGUGCCGCCGUCCGGCCCGCGAACGAGUACCAGUGCAACCAGUACGUGCCGGCGCAGCACAACAAGAGGGACAGUACGGGCGGCUGCCGCGAGUACCCGAGCGGCGCGGCGGCGGCGGGCGCGCCGCCCGCGCACAAGCAGCACGCGCAUGCGCCGCACGCCGCGCACCACGCCGCGCACGCCUGGCACCACCACCCGCACAACCACUACAAAACUGGUAGCGGAGGCGUCCUGUCGCCAGCGGGAGGGGUGUCUCCCGGUUACUUACCACCGCCCCUCUACGUGCCCACGUAUCACUAUCACACCGGUGGCGUCGGCGGCGUCGGCGCGGUGGGCGCCGUGGGCGGCGUGGCGGGCGGCCCCCCGCCCGCGCACCACGCCACGCGCCUGCCCGCCUACCUGCAGCCCUACUCGCCCACCUACCUAGUGCCGCAGCACCCCAACCAGCACCUCUGGUACACCGACUGA